Hypoxylon trugodes is the source of this 1277-nucleotide messenger RNA. RefSeq lists its product as uncharacterized. NCBI's taxonomy places the organism in Eukaryota, Fungi, Ascomycota, Sordariomycetes, Xylariales, Hypoxylaceae. The coding region runs from base 197 to 1189 and encodes 330 amino acids. The transcript is spliced from 5 exons. The record is from RefSeq and is a predicted model, not a curated record.
GCUAAGCUCACCCAGUCAUAGGAGACCUUAUUAUGAAUGCGAUAUUGACUAGUGUGGGAGGCCCGAAUCGAGAUAGGUACGUAAACAGCUAUGAGGCUAUUUAUAUCUAGGUGCAGAGGCAUCAUAUAAGCUCUGGCCGUGGUGGAAAUUUUUGGAGAAGAAUUUUCGUAGCCAUUCCCGCCUCGUUGUCGCUAUCAUGAAGAUUCGAAGCUCCCUGGCCGCGGUUGCGGCGGCAUCGAUUGCGCUUUUCGAAGUCGCACAGGCGCACUGCUACAUAUAUGUGAGUAGAAAGUCCGUCUACGUCAACGGCGUUGAUAGCGGUACUUUCUCCGGAAUCCGCACGCCCGCAUACAACGGACCACCGCCUUACGGGUUUGCCAAUGGCCCAGUCAAGGAUCUAGAUUCUAUUGACAUGCGAUGCAAUGUGCUUGGCGACCAACAAGUCUCGCACACGAUUCAGGUCAAGCCUGGCGACAACGUGACAAUGGAAUGGCAUCACGAGGCGCGCACCGCCACGGACGACAUCAUUGCGUCCUCGCAUCACGGCCCGGCAAUGGUCUACCUAAGCCCAGACCCGCCGACCGAUAACUCGUUCGUUAAGAUAUGGGAAGAAGGAAAAUUCGCCGAAGGAGAAGGCCCGCGUGCACCGGGUAAGUGGGCUACUACAGCGGAUAUUGCCGCCAAUGGUGGUAGGAUGAACGUGAGGAUUCCUAAGGGGCUCAAGGCCGGCUUCUAUCUCAUCCGGGCCGAGAUGAUCGGACUCCACGAAGCCGACGCUAGCUACCAGAAGAACCCAAUUCGCGGCGCGCAGUUCUACCCUAACUGUGUUCAAGUCGAGGUCCUUGGCGAUGGAGACGUGGAACUACCCGAGGGUGUGAGCUUCCCAGGAGCAUACAAGUGGGAUGAUCCUGGUGUUGUCUACGAUGUCUACUGUUCAACUAAAACCACCACCACCGCGCCCUGCACUACAACAUACCAAAUCCCUGGGCCUACGGUGUGGUCCGGUGCAUGGCCCGACACACCGUCCGUUGAAGUUGGAGCUAUGACGGGCGCUACGAAGGUUACGAGUUGGGACACGUGGAUCGUGAAAUCCGUUAUUACAUCAGCAUCGGCUGGACAAGUCGUGGGGACGUCGACUUAUGAGGCUAAGUGGUCAUCUACCUACCACGCACCAACACCAACUGCGUAAUUGAGACGAAGUCCAUGGGUUAUAUUGGUAGAUAGACAUUAUGUAUUAUGUGGGUGAUAGUAAGUAGGGGUAUAAUAUCACUAAGUGA